GUGACUCUGGGUCCUGCCGGGGGUGCUAGACCGGUUGUGACCCUGGGUCCUGCUGGGUGCAGUAUCCUGGUUGUAACUCUUGAGCCUGCUAGAUACUUCACUUGGGCUGUAACUCCAUUCCCUGCCAGGGGUGGCCAUCUGACUAUAACUCUUUACCCUCCUUGAUGUUGAUGGAGACUGGCUGGAACCUCUCUCCUUGAAGGGAGUUCCAGUGGGGCUGUAACUCUUUGCCUUACUUGGGGUUAUAGCCAGCCCAGAACUCUUCCCCAUGCCUGAGGCUCCUGGUGGGCUGUAACUCUUCUCUCUGCUCACACUUCUAAGCUGGCUCUUAUUUCUUUCUCGGUUGUUGUUUCUAGGCCGGCUGCAACUCUUGCCCCCACUCUGUUUUUUCUGGGAAGUAGGAGUUCUCAUCCUGUUGGGCACACUUGGGGUGGCACCAUGAGUUCUCAUCCUGCUGGUAGUGCUGGCUCUGCUGGGUGACCUCGUGGAGCUGCGGCUUCCCCUUCUUCUGGGAGUUCUGCCCCGGCUGUGUGUGCCCCUCUGCUGGUGGAGUCUUACCCCACUGGCCUUGCUGGCCCUGGUGUCGGUGCUGGCCUUCCUGGCCCUGGUGUCGGUGCUGGCCUUCCUGGCCCUGGUGUCGGUGCUGGCCUUCCUCACCCUGGUGUCAGUGCUGGCCUUCCUCGCCCUGGUGUCGGUACUGGCUUUGCUGGGUGUUCUUGUCCCAUUUCGGGCUCGGGACUUGCUGCUGGACUGUUUAGAAGCAGCUGUCUUCGUACUUGCCCACUUGGGAGACCUAGAACUGCUUGGGCUUGUGACCGAGUUAGGGGCUGUUGAUGGCUUGGUGGGCACUGAAGCACUGUUGGUCUUUGCCGAUUUGGUGGUCUUCAAGGAGGCGGGAGGCUUGGGAGGCACAGGGGACAUCGAGGGUCCAGUGGAUGCUGGAGACAUGCUGGGCUUUGAGGGUCUCGUAGGUGGAGAAGGCAUGGUAGGUACAAAAGGGCUUGUGAUCCUGAAAGUCACAGUGGACAUGAAAGACUGGUAGCCGUGGACAACCACCUGACUGCCUCUCACAGGCCAGCUGCAUGAAGUCAUAGUGGGCGUUGAAGCCCCUGGAGGGUGGGUGGUGUGAAGUCAGUGGUAGGAGGAGAAAGAGGGGUGAAGGCCAGAGGGGUUGCCUCCAUGUUUGGCCGCCAUUCAGCAAGUAUCUUCUGAGGCUGACUGGGGAUGCAGCGUUGCUGGGGACAUGGAGAUGGGUCAGACCCAGGUCCUGCCUUCCCGGAGUCUCCAGGCCCUGAGCAUUCCUCUGACUCUGAAUACACUCUCUCAGAGCCAGACUCCGAAGAGGAAGAAGAUGAGGAGGAGGAGGAGGAGGAGGCCACUGACGAUCCUGAAUAUGACCCUGGCUACAAGGUGAAGCAACGCCUGGGGGGGGGCCGGGGGGGCCCGUCCCGCCGGGCCCCCCGUGCAGCCCAGCCCCCGGGCCCCCCAGCCCAGCCCUGCCAGCUCUGUGGCCGCUCACUCCUUGGGGAGGCCCCACCAGGCACCCCACCUUGCCGGCUCUGCUGCCCUGCUACAGCCCCCCAGGAAGCUCCAGCCCCUGAAGGCAGGGCCCUCGGGGAGGAAGAGGAGGAGCCGCCUCGGGCUGGGGAGGGUCGACCAGCUGGGAGGGAGGAGGAGGAGGAAGAUGAGGAGGAGGAGGGCACCUAUCACUGUACGGAGUGUGAGGAUUCCUUCGACAACCUCGGGGAGCUGCACGGGCACUUCAUGCUGCAUGCCCGGGGCGAGGUGUAGGCAGAGCCCCCCACCCAGGGAGCUUGGCUAAAGGGGUGGGGUGGGAGGAGGGGGCUGAGGAAAUUGGGGUGGUCGCAAUGGUCAUGUGGGACGGGGUACCGCCGAUCUGUGUCGUCUUAGCAGUAGAUGUGUGAAGGCCAGAAUAAAAGCCAAAUUCUGUGUG
Messenger RNA from Acinonyx jubatus (cheetah), 1954 nucleotides. RefSeq names its product zinc finger protein 428 (gene ZNF428). Lineage: Eukaryota; Metazoa; Chordata; Mammalia; Carnivora; Felidae. The transcript has 2 exons. Bases 1225 to 1791 code for a protein of 188 amino acids. The record is from RefSeq and is a predicted model, not a curated record.